AUGCUGCUGGAGGCUGAAAGGGGCAGACCAGCUGAAUCCCAAGCAGCAGCCCCAGCAAACAACAUGAGGGCCCUCACACUCCUCACUUUGCUGGCCUUGGCCGCUCUCUGCCUUACUGGUCAGGCGGAAGCGAAGCCCAGUGGUGCACAGUCUGGCACAGGCACAGCCUUCAUGUCCAAGCAGGAGGGCAGCGAGGUGGUGAAGAGAGCCCAGCGCCAAGUGAAUGACGGGCCAGGAGCCCCAGCUCCUGGUCCGGAUCCCCUGGAGCCCACGAGGGAGGUGUGUGAACUCAACCCUGACUGCGACGAGCUGGCUGACCAGGUGGGCCUGCAGGAUGCCUACCAGCGCUUCUAUGGCACGGUCACAGCCUAG
This is a messenger RNA of Ochotona princeps (American pika), 372 nucleotides long. RefSeq names its product bone gamma-carboxyglutamate protein (gene BGLAP). The coding region runs from base 1 to 372 and encodes 123 amino acids. The record is from RefSeq and is a predicted model, not a curated record. Gene Ontology annotation, molecular function: structural constituent of bone; hydroxyapatite binding; calcium ion binding. Lineage: Eukaryota; Metazoa; Chordata; Mammalia; Lagomorpha; Ochotonidae. Gene Ontology annotation, cellular component: extracellular region. Gene Ontology annotation, biological process: bone development; osteoblast differentiation; regulation of cellular response to insulin stimulus. The transcript has 4 exons.